Xylona heveae TC161 is the source of this 1289-nucleotide messenger RNA. RefSeq names its product FMN-dependent alpha-hydroxy acid dehydrogenase. NCBI's taxonomy places the organism in Eukaryota, Fungi, Ascomycota, Xylonomycetes, Xylonales, Xylonaceae. The transcript has 5 exons. The coding region runs from base 1 to 1233 and encodes 410 amino acids. The record is from RefSeq and is a predicted model, not a curated record. Gene Ontology annotation, molecular function: oxidoreductase activity; FMN binding.
AUGGCAUUCUCUAAAUAUGGACAGGAGAUCAUUGACAAGAGAACAAAAGUCUACUCAAUACCUCCGUUCACGACACGCAUUGAUAAGCUAGAAAGUUUGGCUGAGAAAGUACUAAGUCCAGAGGCGUUUGGAUUCGCUGCUGGCGCAAGCUCAACUCACAAAACCCUGCAAGCCAAUCUCGAUAUUUUCAAUGAGUAUCGAAUUAUACCACGCAUGCUAAGAUCUCAAACUAAUGCAUUGGAUUUGAAACGCAAGAUAUUUGGGCGAUGGCUGCCUGCACCAAUCACCAUGGCCCCGAUUGGGCUGCAUAAGCUGAUAGACCAGUCUGAAGGCAAAGGAGAAGAGAGCACUGCCAAAGUCUUUGGGGAAUUGGGAUUACCAUUCAUUCUGAGUACAGUUGCAAGCACUUCUUUGCAGGAUAUAGCGCAGGCCAACGGGAAGGAGAAUCCGCGUUGGUUUCAGCUCUAUAUGACCAAGGACGUGAAGUUUAUGGCAUCAAUGAUCGAGACAGCCAAGCGUGAAGAUUACGAGGCCCUUGUCGUCACAGUUGAUACAUGGGAGGCAGGAUGGAAGCCACGCGAUCUAGACAAUGGAUUUUCUCCAUAUCCGGCGUCUACGGGGUCAGCAAUUGCAAAAAAUGACGCCUACGUACAGUCAGUGCUAGGAUUUGAUACAUCAUCGCCAACUUUGACCGAGUCACAGAAGCGUGAAGUUGCUAACUAUCACCUUGACCAAAUUGUAUCCGACCAGAGCCCUACAUGGGACAAACUAGCUCAUGUGCGGUCCUUAUGGGGUUCAGGUCCAAUGAUCGUCAAGGGUAUUCAGCACCGCGACGAUGCGAUUGCAGCUGUGGAGAAUGGUAUGGACGGAAUUAUUGUUAGUAAUCAUGGUGGCCGACAAGUGGAUGGUGCUAUCCCAUCUCUUCAAGCUCUGCAACAGAUUGUAGACGCAGUCCAAGGCAAAAUCACGAUCGGUUUCGACUCUGGUAUUAGAUGUGGCAGUGAUAUUUUCAAGGCGAUCGCAGUCGGUGCUGAUUUUGUCUCCAUUGGACGCCCAGUGCUAUGGGGCUUAGCACUGGCUGGCAAAGAAGGGGUUCGACAUGUUAUGAGGACAUUACUUGCCGACUUUGAAAUGCAGUUACGAAUGGCAGGAUGUAAUGGAAUAGAUGAUGUUACAAGAGAAUGUCUUGCAAACAAAAAGGGCGAUUAUUUUGCACCAAAAUCACAAUUAUAGAUCUAAUAUAGCAAUCUUUAUACCAUGUAGUUAAAAGUUAAAAAUAUCCAGCCCCA